Messenger RNA from Condylura cristata (star-nosed mole), 964 nucleotides. RefSeq names its product growth-regulated protein homolog gamma-like. The transcript is spliced from 4 exons. The record is from RefSeq and is a predicted model, not a curated record. Bases 63 to 386 code for a protein of 107 amino acids. Gene Ontology annotation, molecular function: CXCR chemokine receptor binding; chemokine activity. Gene Ontology annotation, cellular component: extracellular region. Gene Ontology annotation, biological process: cellular response to lipopolysaccharide; neutrophil chemotaxis; chemokine-mediated signaling pathway. Lineage: Eukaryota; Metazoa; Chordata; Mammalia; Eulipotyphla; Talpidae.
CACCCUCCACACCAGCAACCCUGCUCCAGGCACCGCACCCCAGAUCCUCCAAGCUGAACCUCAUGGCCCGCGCCGCCGCCCCAGCUACACCCUGCGCUCCCCGGCUCCUCCGGACAGCGCUGCUGCUCCUGCUUCUGGCCGCCGCCUGCCGGCGCGCUACAGGGGCGCCCGUGGUCACGGAGCUGCGCUGCCAGUGCCUGCAGACAGUGCAGGGAAUUCACUUCAAGAACAUCCAGAGUGUGAAGGUGACGCCCCCAGGACCCCACUGCGACCAAACUGAAGUCCUAGCCACUCUCAAGAAUGGACAGGAAACUUGUCUCAAUCCUGCAGCCCCCAUGGUUAAGAAAAUCAUCGAAAAGAUGCUCAAAAAGGGCAGCAUCAACUGAUCUAGAGAGAAGACUUUCGUGCUCAUUCUUGAAAGAUGGUCCCUGCCCUUGUAAGAAGUGAAAGUGAAGCCGAUAACAGCUGACUUCCCAACACCUAGAAAAAAAAUGUGCUUGGUUUUCAAAUGAGAUUUUUAUUUAUUUAUGUAUUUAUUUAUUUUUCAAAGUGUAUAUUUUAAUACUUAUGUUAGUAUUUAAAGACAUGAAUGUGUUUAAUCAAACACAAUCAGUCUCAUUGUUAUUUAAUUUGAAUGUGAUGGUUUUGAAAUGUGUCAUGGAACUCAUUUACUGGAAAGUCAGGUGUUAGAUAUUGAGCUGGCAUGGCCAGAGGGAAGUGUGAGAAAGGUCCAGGUAAUUCAAUAGUGCUGUUAGGGUCAGGGUGAGUGUAUACAUAGAUACUUCUGUGAUUGUUUAAAAGAAUGUCAGUUGCUAUUUAUUGAAAUGAUUUCAUAUUAUGUGGUCAACAUUUUAUGUUGAAGUAGCCCUUGGACAUUUGAUGUCUUCCUUGUAAGGCAUAAUGCCUUGUUUAAUGUUCAUUCUAAUGUUCUCUUUGUCUCAAAACAGAGAAGUUAAAGUUUAUG